UCGAAGCGACAAGGUGUGCCCCCUUGGUGUCCCAACUUGUCAACACGGCGUGGUAAGAGAUAUUACGCACAAACAACCGUAGGCUAGAGAAGAGGAGAAGUCAUUUAACUUCAGAACAAACUUUUUUGUUGUGUUCACUAGCAUACAUUUAAUGAGACAUUUGGCUGUGUUGAAUCUGUCGUUACACUCACCAUUACCAGUUGAAACUUGGUGGAACUUCAAAUGAACCGUUUUUAUUUUUCUGGAAUAGCCAACGACCAACGCCGGACUACAAACCUAUCACAACAUUGUUGCUGUCCCCAGGGUUGUGCUUUCCAGCUGUAGCGGACUAUAGCGGUGCGCUCGUUAUACGGCUUGAAUCCGACGUCUGUAACUGUAGCCAAUGACUGUAGUCUUUCUCCCCAAUAAUACUAUAGUAUUUGCCGGGUCAGUACCCGUGGUCAGUAUCUGUCGGGUCUGUAUCUGCCGGGUCAGUAUCUGCCGGGUCAGUACCUGCCGAGUCAGUACCCGCGGUCAGUAUCUGCCGGGUCAGUAUCUACCGGGUCAGCGGCACACGCUCUGCGGGCAGAGUGCUGACGGACUUGUCGCGCCACGAACGAAAUCCUCCCGGUAAUACAUAGGCUAGGAGUCCAGAGAUUCUGUGGUCAGCCAUGCCUGUCCCCCCUCCUCCCCCUCCCCCUGCACCCCCUCCACCUCCACCACCUUGUACUGCUCACCCACCACAGUCUCGGCCAGACCCUCCUAGUCUCCAGAGUGUUGGAGGAAGAGGAGGGAGGAACGCCCUGUUAGUAGACAUUCAGAAAGGAGCCAGGUUAAAGAAGGUUUUACAGGUCCAUGACCGUAGCGCACCAGUUGUCGACAAGCCCAGGGCCAGUGGUGGUCUGUCCCAGGACCAUCCCCAGGGAGGAUCAGGAGGAGGGGCGGAGGCUGUGAGGCCCUCUCUAGGGGGCUUGUUCUCUGGCGGGUUCCCCAUCCUCAGACCCGCUGGGCAGAGAGCCUUCACAGGGAAGAACGUGGUUUCACGCUCUAGCUCAUCAACGGGACUGAAGCCUCAGUGGAACCCUCCACCGACAUCGUCAGACAGUGGCCACACCCCCGAGCCCUACCAUAGGCCGACAGAGAGAGGAAGCCCUUCCCACCGCCCUGCCCACUCAGCCUCCGCACCUCCCUCCCCCUCUCACAGCAAACCUCCCCUCUCCAUCACUGCCCCCACCACCACUCCUCCUCCCCCUCCUCCCUCAUUCCAUGAGCGUCCCAGCAGCAGGCCUCCCCCCAUCCCUACCGGUCCUCCCCCUCCUCCCCCUACCCAAGUCACCAAGCCUACCUGGCUCCCCAUCCAGCACCCUCACCCCUUACCCCAGCCCUCUACCCCUCCUCCCUCCACGUCCCCCUCCUCCCUCCCUAACCGGAACUCUGGUUUCUUCUACCCGCCUCCUCCCUCCCCCAUCCUCCCCCCCUCCCUCCCCCCUCCUCCCUCCCCUGUCCUCUCAUCCUUCCCCCCUCCUCCCUCCCCCGUCGUCUCCUCCCUCCCCCCAUCUCCCUCCCCCAUCCUCUCCUCCUCCCUUCCCCCUCCUCCCUCCCCUGUCCUCUCCCCUUCCUCUGAAUUGAGGUUCUCUAUCUCUGGUCCCCACGGCCCCCCUCCUCCUCCUCCUCCUCCACCCCUCCCCGCCUCAUUCACCCCCAGCUGCCCCUCCUCUCUGCCCCCUCCACCACCCAAGAUGCCCCCUGUGCCGUCCCCUGCCAUGCGGCCCCCGGUGCCCCCCUCCUACCCCUGCACUGCACCUAGUCGACGACCACCAGCUGUGCCCAGGAGUGCAGGUGUGGGGAGGUCGUUGGCUUCUCCCCCCGUCCCACCGGCCCGCUCCCCGUCCACGGAGCUGACCAACCGGAUCCCUCCCCCUCAUCCUCCUCCCCUUCCCCCGUCCUUAAUGAGGAAUGGACACAGUCUAAGCUUGCACAGCCUGGAUGACUUUGAGUCUAAAUUUCAGUUCCACCCAAUAGAAGACUUUCCCCCUCCAGAGGAGUUUUGGCCAUUUCCACGCAUCUACCCAAGCAGAGAGAACCAAGGAGUGAUCAGGACACAGCUAUGGUGAUGCAGUGAGACAACAUGGACCCCCCCACCCCCACACACACACAUCCAACAGCUGGCCCAACACAUCCUCUUCAUCCUACAUUAUCCUCUUCCUCUGUCCCCAGGGGCCAUGCUCAUGGACGGAUAAUGUGUGUGUGUGUGUGUGUGUGUGUGUGUGUGUGUGUGUGUGUGUGUGUGUGUGUGUGUGUGUGUGUGUGUGUGUGUGUGUGUGUGUGUGUGUGUGUGUGAUCUUGUGGCGAAUGCAAUACCGUGCCACACCCAGUGCAGGCUACCGACCUCCAACCUUCUCCAGUGUGGAAUGUUUUGAAUGUGUCAGGAGGGUAGAACCCAACAGUGUUCUCUCCCUCUCACUAUAUAUAUAUCUAUUGAUAAACUGGGUGGCACCAGCCCCGAAUGCUGAUUGGCUGACAGCCAUGAUAUAUCAUGGGUAUGACAAAACAUUUAUUUUACGUUGAUAAACAGUUUAUAAUAGCAGUAAGGCACCUCUGGGAUUUGUGGUAUAUGACCAAUAUACCACGGCUAAGGGCUGUAUCCAGUCACUCCGCGUUGUGUUGUGCCAAAGAACAGCUCUUAGCCGUGGUAUAUUGGCCAUAUACCACACCUCCUCGGGCCUUAAAUAUAUACUGUAUAUAUAUGUCUCUCUCUGUCUCUCUCUGUUCUCUCUCUCUCUCUCUCUCUCUCUCUCUCUCUAUAUAUAUAUAUAUAUAUAUAUUGAGAUUCUUCAAAGUAGCCACCCUUUGCCUUGAUGACAGAUUUGCACGCUCUUGGAUUUCCCUCAACCACCUUCACCUGGAAUGCUUUUCCAACAGUCUUGAAGGAGUUCCCACCUAUGCUGAGCGCUUAUUGGCUGCUUUUCCUUCACUCUGUGGUCCAACUCGUCCCAAACCAUCUCA
Oncorhynchus mykiss (rainbow trout) is the source of this 2985-nucleotide messenger RNA. Lineage: Eukaryota; Metazoa; Chordata; Actinopteri; Salmoniformes; Salmonidae. The record is from RefSeq and is a predicted model, not a curated record.